Molecule: messenger RNA, 768 nt
Organism: Verticillium alfalfae VaMs.102
Lineage: Eukaryota; Fungi; Ascomycota; Sordariomycetes; Glomerellales; Plectosphaerellaceae
Exons: 1
Coding region: 1-768 (255 amino acids)
Biological process (GO): tRNA methylation
Molecular function (GO): tRNA (uridine) methyltransferase activity
Source: RefSeq, a predicted model, not a curated record
AUGCCCGUUUUCGAACCGGAUGGCUACACUGCCGCCGGUAUAGACUCCCUCUUCAAGGAUGCGUCGGGUGCCUACUGGGAGCCCGUCUACCAGCAUGACUGCUCCUUCAACACAGACUUCUUCAACGAAGUCAUGAUGAACAUGAUCAAGAACCCCAAUGUCAACACGAAAUGGCUGUUCCGUGCAGACAUCCUGCACGACACGGGCGAUGAUGCAAUCCCGGGAGCGGAGCACCAACCUCAGAUCGUACACCUUGGCGGCUAUCACACAGAACGCGCCCUCGUCCGCCGCCUCGUGCCAAGGAACCCCCGCCGCGACAAUCCUCUCGACCAGACAUGCCUCUUCCUUCAGCAGGUCGACGGUCCCAAGACCCGCACCGUCGUCCUGUACCUCCCGCACGAGUCCUCCGCCGACGACAUGCCCUUCUAUCAUCCCAAGGUCCGCGGCAUCGCCCAGCUCCACGAGUGGGACGCCGACGAGGCCCGCGGUACCAUCUCUAUCCACUACUGGCACUUCCCACCCGGCGAGCACGGCAUCGACCCGGAGACGGACCCCGAGAAGCUGAAGCGCACAGCCCGCAUGCUCCUUUCCGUCCUCCACAAGCACGGCCAGGGCCAGGCGGCCGGCUACGUGAAGAAGGUCCACCACGACGUCGUCAUCCCCCAGGCACGCUUCCAGGACCGCUACUCCGCCCUCAAGCUCAAGCACGCCGCCCGUCUCGUGAGCACCUGGGCCGAGGUGACCGACCCCCCUGAAGCACGUCUUUGA